Messenger RNA from Aspergillus puulaauensis, 1233 nucleotides. RefSeq lists its product as uncharacterized. Lineage: Eukaryota; Fungi; Ascomycota; Eurotiomycetes; Eurotiales; Aspergillaceae. The record is from RefSeq and is a predicted model, not a curated record. The coding region runs from base 1 to 1233 and encodes 410 amino acids. Gene Ontology annotation, biological process: glycerophospholipid biosynthetic process. The transcript has 2 exons. Gene Ontology annotation, cellular component: mitochondrion.
AUGCAGACUACAUGGCGGAUUUCGCUCUGUCGCACUGUUCGCCCAUUACGGACGACCACGGGAGCGGCUUUCACUCUGCCCUUAAACACGCGAAUCCAGAGUCCGGUAUCUCAGCUUCGGUAUAAUAGCAGCCACCAGGCGAGUCAUAAAGGAGCAUUACAAGGAUUCCCAUCUUUCGCAUUUGCAUUCGACAUUGACGGGGUCCUACUUCGAGAAUCAGAGCCGAUCCCAGGAGCCAAAGAAGCUCUCAGAGGGCUACAGGAGCGGCGAAUCCCGUUCAUGCUGCUCACCAACGGCGGCGGAAAGCACGAGGGGGAACGAGUCAAGGACCUCAGUCGGAAGCUCGAAAUCGACCUCCCGGUAAACAGCCUCGUCCAGUCACACACUCCAUUCCGCGAGCUGGUGAACGGACCCGAUGGGCUAGGAGACAAGACCGUGCUCGUGACGGGCUCGAAUGCAGCCAUCAAGUGUCGGGAGAUUGCACAUGACUAUGGCUUCACGAAUGUAGUUACCCCGGCGGAUAUCCUCAAGUCGUACCCGACAUUCUGGCCAUUCGAUCCGCUGCUGGAUACCGCGUACAAUGCCACUGCGAAACCUCUACCGGAGAUGCCCCCCAAGAUCGACGCGAUAUUUGUCUACAAUGACCCGCGCGACUGGGCAUUCGACAUCCAGGUCAUCGUCGACCUGCUCCUCUCGGAUGGCGGUGUGCUGGGGACUUACUCUGCACAAAACGGGGACAAGUCGCUUCCAAAUGAUGGCUGGCAGUCGGGCAAGCAGCCACAGCUGUUUUUCUCGAACCCGGAUCUGUUCUGGAGCACGGCGUAUCACCACCCGAGACUCGGUCAGGGGGCGCUCCAGGCUGCGCUGGUGGGUAUAUGGAGAGAGAUUACGGGGGGGAAGGAACUGAAGCGUAGGACUAUGGGGAAGCCGUCCAGACAGGCGUAUGAGUAUGCGGAGCGUGUGCUCAAUGCGCAUUGGGGGAGUAUGCUUGGAACAGGCGGGGGCAAAACAGCGCCGUUACGCAGGGUAUACAUGGUGGGAGAUAACCCAGAAACCGACAUCAAGGGUGCAAAUGACUUCAAGAGCCCUAUCGGGACGGAGUGGACGUCGAUUCUGGUUCGGACUGGGGUGUGGAUGGAGGAGCGAGGAAGCCCGGCGCACCCCCCGAAAGGUAUAGCGGACGACGUGGGCUCUGCAGUCGAAUGGGCUCUACGACAGGAAGGUUACAGUUAG